Messenger RNA from Trematomus bernacchii (emerald rockcod), 4317 nucleotides. RefSeq names its product tripartite motif containing 33 (gene trim33). The record is from RefSeq and is a predicted model, not a curated record. Lineage: Eukaryota; Metazoa; Chordata; Actinopteri; Perciformes; Nototheniidae. The coding region runs from base 36 to 3764 and encodes 1242 amino acids. The transcript is spliced from 21 exons. Gene Ontology annotation, molecular function: zinc ion binding; protein binding.
AGUACGUGGUUGCAGCGGUUCAAAGAGGAAGGAAGAUGGCGGAUAACAAAGGCGAGGAUGAUAUGGAAUCGUCUGCAAACUCGGACGCCGUGCCUUCAGCGCAAGAUAACGAGCAGCCAGAAACGAAAGAGGAAAGUGCAGUAAUAGUCUUAGAAGCGAACACAAAAGGCGGCGAAGAAACAGAGUUCCAGGAUACCGCUAACGAGGCACCGACACCCACCAGCGACGGCGGGGACGUAAGCAACGGCGGGGCUGCUGUAGAGGGAGGGGAAGCUGUAGAGGGAGGGGAAACGAACGGUAGCACUAGUAACAGCCCGGCGGAGACCAGCACCACCAAUGCGGAGCCGACGGCAGCUGAAACCCUGCCCGCCGUGGAUGCUCCUGUUGGAGGACCCAGCACUGAAAUGUCCCCCCCUGCUACUGCUCCAGCGGGCACGCCGGUAUCGACCCCCUUUAAUUUUUUGGAUACGUGCGCAGUGUGUAAACAAAGUCUUCAGAGCCGAAAUUGUGAUCCAAAACUUCUGCCUUGUCUGCACUCCUUUUGCCUGAAAUGCAUUCCGCAACCAGACAGACAGAUAAGCGUACAGGUGCCUGGACCACACGGGCAGACGGACACACAUAUAGUAAAUGUUAUGCGCUGCACAGUGUGCCAACAGGACUACAAACAGAGUGACAUCAUUGACAACUACUUUGUCAAAGAUACCUCAGACACCACCAGCACGUCUGAUGAAAAGGCUGCACAGGUGUGCACAAGCUGUGAGGACAAUGCAGGAACCAUAGGCUUUUGCGUGGAGUGCGGGGAAUGGCUGUGUAAGACCUGCGUGGAAGCUCACCAGAGGGUUAAAAUUACCAAGGACCACAAAAUCCACACCAAGGAGGACGCUGACGCUGCUUCCGAGUCUGUUGGUGCAGGGCAGAGGCCUGUUUUCUGUCCCAUCCACAAGCAGGAGCCCCUGAAGCUUUUCUGUGAGACCUGUGACACGUUGACCUGUCGGGACUGCCAGCUGCUGGAGCACAAAGAGCACAGGUACCAGUUCCUCGAGGAGGCUUUUCAGAACCAGAAAGGCUUGAUCGAGUCCAGCAUGGCCAAACUACAGGAAAAGAAGAGUUACGUGCAUUACUCGGUCUGCCAGGUGCAAAACAGGUUAAAGGAGGCGGGUGAAACGCAGAAGAAGGUGGAGCACGAGAUCAAAAUCGCAGUAUUUACUCUUAUAAACGAGAUCAACAAGAAGGGAAAGUCCUUGCUGCAACAGUUGGAUAGUGUCACCAAAGAGCGCAAUGUGAGGCUCGUGUCUCAGCAAAAGGACACCACGCAGCUGGCCCAACAGAUCCACCAUGUGCUCAGCUUCUGCCAAUGGGCCAUCAGCACUGGCAGCAGCACAGCGCUGCUCUACAGCAAGAGGCUGAUGCUCUACCAGCUUCGCCAGCAAUACAAGGCUCGACUGGAGCCAGUGCCACCGGCAAAUGGAGUUGUGCGCUUCUUCUGUGACCCCACCUUCUGGGCCAAAAAUGUGGUGAAUCUUGGUAAUUUGGUAAUCGAGAAGCAAGCCCAACCCGUGCAGCCACCCGGUGUGCUGGCAGUGGGACCGCCCAUUUCCCCGGGCCACGGUCACCACGGCAAACACCCGCAAACACAGAUCAACCUGGCCCAGCUCCGGAUGCAGCACUUGCAUCAGCAGGCGGCCUACGUGCAGCAGAAGCAGCAGCAGCACCAACUUCAUCAACAGCAGCAGCAGCAGCAACAGCAGCAGCAGCAGCAACAGCAGCAGCAGCAGCAGCAGCAACAGCAACAGCAACAACAACAGCAGCAACAACAACAACAACAGCAGCAACAACAACAACAGCAGCAGCAGCAGCAACAGCAGCAGCAGCAGCAGCAACAGCAGCAGCAGCAGCAGCACCAGCAGCAGAUCCAGCAACAGAUGCGCCUCGCCUCCCAAAUGUCCCAGCAGCAAGUCAGACCGGUCGGGUCCCCCAUGGGUCAGCAGCAGCCUCCGAGGCUCAUCAGUAUGCAGCAGCUACCAAGAGGGCCUGGGGGUAUGAACGGGGGGCCAGGUUCCCCCAUGUACCCUUCCGCUCACCACAUGCGUCUCCAGGGUCCCCCACAGGGCCGAAUGCCUACGGCUCAGCCCAGACUCAACGGACAGCAGUAUCCCGCCAUGAUGCAGCCUCAGCUACAGAGACAGAUGUCUUUAGAAUCUGAGAUGAGCCACCAAAGGUUUCGUUUCUUACUACAAUCAGGGCAUUCCAACCCAGGGCAUGUAGGCCCUUUCCCAGUGGCAUCCCUCCAUAACGCAAACCCCACGAGUCCCACCAGUGCCAGUAUGGCGGGGGCCCAUGCUCACCACGGCCCCGCCAGCCCCAUCAUAGGGCCCAUCGAGCUCAUCCCCUCCGUUACCAAUCCUGAGAACCUGCCCUGCCUACCCGAGAUCCCGCCCAUACAGCUGGAGGAUGCAGGGUCGAGCAGCCUUGGACACCUCCUGUCUCGCUGCAUUUCAGUCAGCACGCAGCAUCUCCUCUGCGCAUUGGACAUGAACCCCUCGCCUGGCCUGUCCACACACUCUCCUGGAUCCUCAGGGUUGUCAAAUGCACACACACCAGCACGACCUUCUAGCACGUCCAGCACAGGCAGCAGAGGCAGCUGUAGUUCGGCUGGAAAGACGGGGCCAGGAGGUGGCGCUGCGGUGGAGCAGGUGAGGGUGAAGCAGGAACCUGGAACAGAAGAAAGCAACAGCUGUCCAACUUCUUCUAUGAAGACGGAGCGGGGGAAAGAUGGGAGGAGUGAUUGCAUGAUGAGCAAUCCGGAGAGCAGCACCCAUCCUACAUUGGGAGUCGUAUCUUCCGGCCUAGAUGCUCUCAGGGUUUUAGGGGAGCGCAUCAAAACGGAACCCCAAUCUGAGACGCCUUGUUCUGGAAGUGGCUCUGGGGCCGCCACCUCUUCCACUCCCACAACGACCUCCGCUAUCUCGUUACACUCCGGGAACGGCAGCAGAACGGCCGGCGCUUCGCUCACUAAUGGCAACUCGGAGAAGGGGGACGACCCCAAUGAGGACUGGUGUGCUGUCUGCAUCAACGGAGGAGACCUGCUGUGCUGCGACCGCUGCCCCAAAGUGUUCCACAUGAAGUGCCACGUUCCCACCAUCAAAAUCUUCCCAACGGGUGAUUUUCUCUGCACGUUCUGCCGAAGUCUAACCACCCCUGAGAUUGAGUACUGUGACGAAAGCUCGAGGAACCCAGAGGAACAGGGGCUCAGUCCUGAGGACCAAAGGAAAUGUGAACGCCUCCUGCUGCACAUCUACUGCCACGAGCUCAGCGUGGGCUUCAGGGAACCUGUUCUCAGCUCGGUGCCCAACUACUACAAGAUUAUCAAGAAGCCCAUGGACCUGAAGAAGGUGAAGAAGAGGCUGCAGCUGCGGAGCUCCCAGCACUACCAGUCUGUGCAGGAGUUUGUGUCCGACAUGCGCCUGGUCUUCACAAACUGCGCAAAUUACAACGAGAUGUCUCGAAUAAUCCAGGUUUAUGAUGAGGAGAAUCAGAUUAAUACGCAGGCCGGAUCUGAGAUGGCAAUAUCCGGCAAGGCAGUGAGCCUGUACUUUGAGGAGAAGUUGCAGGAGUCGUUCCCCGGGCAGAGCUUCCCUGAAACACCACAAACAGAGGGUCCAGCAACCGAGGAGAAGGAGGACACAGAGGACUCUGACGAGGACUUCGUACAGCCCAGACGCAAACGGUUAAAAACAGACGAGAAAGUGUUCCACAUCAAGUGAGAAACGACCUCAAAAUACACCAGAGAAGUAAAACAAACUGUCUUCUUCACGUCUCCGACUCCUCGUCUGUUUGAGGCAGCCGUCAAUAAAGGAGGAGAUCCGCUGUACAAACUGCUUGGUUUAUCUCAUCCUUGCCUUUGAAAGAAUAAACUGUCAUUAAAAACCUGCCUUUAUCACAACUCUGGAGGACAGAAUCACAGAAGAGCUGCAUUACCUACUUACAUCAUGGACACUCAAGAACUCGCUUGUACAGACUUUACCGUAGGACUUGUUUUGCAGUAGAUCAAUUAAAUGAAUGCUCCUUUUUUUUAACCACCCAUCUCAUGUGUAGAUUUGUUGUGAAAAGUGCUUUAUAAAACAUUUGAAUCCCCUGUCCUCCGUUCUUAAUGUAUUAUAUCUAUACUUUGACAUGAAACCUACCAAGUGUUUGUAUAACUUUGUGGAAGUGAAAUGUAAAUAAGAGAAUCGAGCCCGCUGAAGGUAUUCCUACAGUAUAGAUGUUUGGGUGCAUCAUCAAUAAAACCUGUUCUUGAAAUAUAUCAGAGAAAAUGUG